GAUUGCAGGUAUAGACUUCAAUCCAGCUUCUGUAUAUAUCGUUUGCGAUCAUGCAAGCGCUGUCAUCAAAUGAAUCAAUUUAUCUCUACCACUGUUUCCUUUAAUACACAUAUUUGAAGGCAUGCGAAAAACAAAUCAUGCAGCACUGCCAGCAGCUCAGCCUCCUUUAUUGUGAUCACAGACAUAAAUGCCUGUACUGACGCUAUCACUCAGCUGACAGCCUUCUGCACCACACUUUCUUCUGUCUUUCCGCACACACAGCCUCGGACUCAUCCGCACCACCUCGAUCACAUUCACCUUGCCACUCCAGAAAACAAAAACAAAAAAAUAACCUAAGCUUCAUGAACCCCUCAAGUGCGCCCUCCCUUUCGAGAAGUCAUCAUAAAUUCAUCAUCCAAAGCUGCCAACGCUUGUCUUCCUUGUAUACAAUCUGGGGGACAACUCACUAAGAGCGGGCCAUCAAAUUCCUCAUCAUCCGUCAUCAUUUUCCCCAAAACUCGGGCCCUUGACGGACCACGCGCGUACCUCAUAGGGAGAGGCGUCCUCAACCAUCCUCCCUCCCCUUGGCGCAAAACCUCCCCUCAGUAUUCUCCAAUCGGACGCCUCCUCGCAUCCUCAGCCUCCCUAUCUCCUCUGCGCGUGCGCAGUGGAUCUCCUUGUACCGCCCCGAGCUCUCGAAAGUCGAUACGACCGCCUCCAAUAGAUGAUCCUCGGAAGCCUUCACGUUGUACCAGGACAGUCUUGUCUGUGUCCCCAGACGUGCCAUCAUGUUCCCAACGCGACAGCAGCAGGGGUCGCCGUUCUUGCCCCAGUACGGCUGUUACCCGUCACCUCCGAGUUCAUCUCCGCCUCAGUACACUCACGCGUAUCAGGCCUCGGCGACAGUGGACCUUCCGUGUCAAGGUCUUGGAGACCAGAGUUACUGGUCGACCGGAACGGGGACGUACCGUUACGAUGACUGGACCGGAGUUCAGAACGUGCCUUCGGUGCAGACUCCGUUCACGCUGUACGGCGCGACCGCUGCGUACGCGGCGGAUGCCCCACAGACGACCACGACCCCAGACUCGGGCCUUGCGGUGUCUUGUAGCGACGUCAGCGGCACGCCUUCGCCCGGAGGUCAACCACAGCAAGGAAGCCCACAACAGCGACCUGCACCAGCGAGGUCGCCCUUUGAAUGGAUGAUGAAACCGGCGUAUCCAAUGCAACCCCAUUCUGGAAAAACCCGAACGAAAGACAAGUACCGCGUAGUGUACAGCGAUCACCAGCGACUAGAACUGGAGAAGGAGUUCCACUACAGCCGAUACAUCACGAUCCGACGAAAAUCCGAACUGGCCGCCAUGUUAGGCCUGAGCGAGCGCCAGGUCAAGAUCUGGUUCCAGAACAGGCGAGCCAAGGAGAGGAAGCAAGCGAAGAAGCGCGAUGAGGUCAUCCAGAAGGAACAGCAUCAGCAGCAACAGCAGCUGCAUCAGCAGUUGAACUCCGUGGUCGGUGUGAUGCCCAGCAUCAAAUCGGAAGUGAUUCAGCAGUUUCCCACCGAAGCCUAUUCUUAGGACUGUUUUUUUCCCCCCCGAGACUUUUCACGCGCGUAUCACGUUGGACGGGCUCUUCAGCCGUGCCGAAACAACGACACGAUGGCCCAGGACAAGGACGGUGACUCGUCCCGCAGUCAAUGACCGAUGGAGCACACAUCAAAUCAUCGCCGCGUGCACUCCAUGCAAUGCACGCACGUGCAGUGUUUCUGCGAGAGAACUGUUGGUGCUGUUACGAACACGACUCUGUGUAUAGGGUGCUGCGCCAAGAACUGCGCACCACAUGACCGUUGCGCUUCUGCCUAUAGCUUCCAUCCUCCAGUCAAAAGGACGUGCAAUCGUUUAUUGUUAUUCGUAUUUUAUUGUUGUACGCUUUCACCGUAAAAAAAAAAAAAAAAAAAAAAACGGAACUAAUGGCAUAAUACGCUUGGGGCCAGCCACUCAUUUUGUGAAGCACAACUUCACCACAUAACACGAUGACGGCCAACCAUUGUACAGAGUGAUAUACCGUUAGCAGUUCUUAUUUGUGCAAAGCGCCGGGCGUACGCCGUUUUGUGAAGAUUAACGUAACUGCAUGAGUGUCACAAAAUGGCGUACUCCAUCCGUUUUCAACAGAUCAAGUGCAUGGGGCGGUUAGCUGGACGCGUGUUAUGCGGUGAAGUUCUGUUUCAAGAGUGCUGCGCAGAAUUAUUAACCAUUAUUACCUCUCGUUUUGGGAAGAGAGUGGGGCGUACGCCAUUUCGUCACAUUUUAUAGAUAUGGAAAGUGUCAUAAAAAUGCGUACACCUCCCUCUCCACAAAUAAAUCACGCGCUAUCAUUCUCUAUCGAGGUUUGGCUCUGAGCGUGUAAUGUGGGAAAGCUCUGUUUUUAGAAUGUUUGAUAUGUACACUAUAUGACCUGCCUCGAAAACAGGUGCGCUGGUGCAAGCCUUUGGGCGUUCCUAUAUCACCGAGUGACUUCCUAAUUUUAUUUCUGCUACAAAAUCAAGACGAUUGCCUCUCUUUUUUUCCCCUUCGAUAUACGUAUAUAUUAUAUAUUACUGCGCAGCAUUAUUGUUCGACAUUAUUAUUUUAGUAAGAAAGUAUCUUAACUGUUCACUUGGACCGGAGCAGAGCUGUGCCAAAUCAAUUUGAAUGCUUUGUGUGAAGAAAGCAACAUCUUUGAAAAUAGAAUACUAGAUAUGCAUGGUGAACGCAGUAGCAAAAUUCGGUGCACCCCUACCCCCUGUACGGACACACACAAAUAAAGAGACGAAGAAAAAUUCCCAAAAGCUAGCAUGAUGAAAUCCUGUUAAAUAUUCUGCCCGUUUCGGAGCCGACUACACUCUUAAAAAUGAACUUCACCGCAUAGCACGCUCCUGGCCAACCAUCAGCUCGAAUGAUAUCGUUAUCUGCCCUGAUUUGUUGAAAACGGUAGGCGUACGCCUUUUUUGUGACACUUAUGCGGUUCAUAAUUGUCACAAAAAUGGCGUACGCCUCCCGUUUUCAACAAAUCAGGGCAUGUAACGACAUCGUCCGAGAUGAUCGUUGGCCAGGAGCGUGCUAUGCGGUGAAGUUCAUUUUUAAGAGUGCAGGUGUACCUUUUUCUCUUCUCUUUUCUUCUUCUUUCAGUUUCGUUUUGGUUCAAAUAUGCAUACGUAUUUUAUUAUCUGACGUUUUGAUAUCUCAUUGUACAGUACCAGCUUUAUGUUAUAGCCUCAUCUUGUAUAUCACGUCAUCAUAUCUAUAGGCUCAUUAUGUGUGUUCAUCCGAUCCUACACUCUUAGAAAUGACUUUUUAUCGCAUAGCACGCUCCUAGCCAACCAUCAUCUCGAAUGAUAUCAUUAUCCGCCCUGAUUUGCUAGAAAAACGGGAGCCGUACGCCUUUUUUGUGACAAUUACGAAGAGCAUAAGUGUCACAAAAAAGGCGUACGCCUCCCGUUUUCAACAGAUCCGGGCAGAUAACGAUAUCGUUCGAGAUUAUGGUUGGCUAGGAGCGUGCUAUGCGGUGAAGUUCGUUUUUAAGCGUGUACGCUGUACAUUUCAUUCGUGCACAGUAUACUUUACUGUGCAGCUUCAUUAACUGAAUCAACUUUGAACAAAAGAAAAAAAAAAGUGUCGCGAUUUUGCAAUGUAAAUAAAUUAUGUCUCUCAGGUGGA
This is a messenger RNA of Ornithodoros turicata, 3668 nucleotides long. RefSeq names its product homeobox protein CDX-2-like (gene cad). Gene Ontology annotation, biological process: animal organ morphogenesis; cell differentiation; regulation of transcription by RNA polymerase II. NCBI's taxonomy places the organism in Eukaryota, Metazoa, Arthropoda, Arachnida, Ixodida, Argasidae. The transcript has 2 exons. The record is from RefSeq and is a predicted model, not a curated record. Gene Ontology annotation, cellular component: nucleus. Bases 768 to 1550 code for a protein of 260 amino acids. Gene Ontology annotation, molecular function: DNA-binding transcription factor activity, RNA polymerase II-specific; RNA polymerase II transcription regulatory region sequence-specific DNA binding.